Tigriopus californicus is the source of this 1243-nucleotide messenger RNA. It is a transcript of the gene Non3, whose product is annotated as ribosome production factor 2 homolog. Gene Ontology annotation, biological process: maturation of LSU-rRNA from tricistronic rRNA transcript (SSU-rRNA, 5.8S rRNA, LSU-rRNA); ribosomal large subunit assembly. The record is from RefSeq and is a predicted model, not a curated record. Lineage: Eukaryota; Metazoa; Arthropoda; Copepoda; Harpacticoida; Harpacticidae. Gene Ontology annotation, cellular component: nucleolus. The transcript has 2 exons. The coding region runs from base 172 to 1224 and encodes 350 amino acids. Gene Ontology annotation, molecular function: rRNA binding.
AGUGGCCAUUAUUAACGUUAAAAUGGGUAUUUUAAAAAUACCCAAGUCAAGAAAUAUCCAAUCUGGCCAUCCAGUCACCCUAAGUAGGGUCCGCACUCCAGUAUAUUGACAUCAAAACAGAACAACGUGUUUAACAGAAAAGUACUGAAGUGUCCCAUUAUUGUUUUAGUCAUGACACUGAUGCAACGCGUGAUCAAGCCCAAGAGCCAGAAGGCUAAACGAGCCUUGGAGGAGCGUGAGCCCAAGACCAUUGAAAACACCAAGGAAGUCAUGUUUAUCCGAGGCCAGAAAUGUCCAGACACUCUUCGACUUCUCAUGCGCGAUCUGGCCUCCAUUAAGAAGCCGCACGCCCAAUUUCUCGAUCAAAAGAACGACAUUCGGCCCUUUGAGGAUCACACCAAGUUGGAGUUCUUUUCCAAGAAGUUCGACAAAUCUUUAUUCAUUUUCGGGAGCAGCAACAAGAAACGCCCGAACAAUCUAAUCAUGGGUCGAUUCUACGACUAUCAAUUGCUAGAUAUGGUGGAAUUGGGCGUGACCAAGUUUCAAUCGCUCAGCGAUUUCAAAAAUGAAAAGAUUCCCACGGGCACAAAACCGUGUUUGAUGUUUUCGGGCGAGAUCUUUGAGGAAGAUUCAGAUAUGAAGCGCAUCAAAUCGCUCUUGAUCGACAUGUUUCGCGGACCUGAAGUGACCAAUAUUCGCUUGGCGGGAUUGGAACAUGCCAUUCAGUUCACGGCUACCCCUGAUAGGAAGAUCUACAUGCGAAGUUAUCAGAUUCAGAUGAAGAAGUCCUCCACGCCCAAAGUGCCCCGCAUUGAGUUGGAAGAGAUUGGUCCAUCCAUGGAUUUGGAGGUCAGACGAUUGCAUUUAGCCUCGGACGACUUGUUCAAGACCGCCUGCCGACAAGUGAAGAAUGUGUACAAGGAGAAGAAGGUCAAGAAUAUUGAGAAGGACGAGUUUGGUAGCGUUUAUGGCACACUCCAUUUACCUAAGCAAGACUUAAACAAUUUCCAAACACGAAAGUUAAAGGGAUUGAAGACCUCCAAGGCCGAGAAAAUGGCCGAGAAGAAGGCCAAAGCGGAGAAGGCCAGGCAAGCCAAGGGCAGCAAAGAUGGGGCAGGCGACGAAGAUAUGGAAGAAGCCGAAGGCGAUGAGGAGGAAGUUGUCGAAGAUGAUGCAGAAGAAGGUGAUUCAGAUAAUAUGGAAUCUGCUGAAGAUGAUGAAUAAACGACCAUUUGAUGAGUAA